Oryza sativa Japonica Group (Japanese rice) is the source of this 1508-nucleotide messenger RNA. RefSeq lists its product as uncharacterized. The record is from RefSeq and is a predicted model, not a curated record. Lineage: Eukaryota; Viridiplantae; Streptophyta; Magnoliopsida; Poales; Poaceae.
GUUUAGCACUCUGCCCGCUGCAGAGACUUAGCUCGAUCGAUCAAUUCAUCUCAUCGUCCAUGGCGCCCAAGGUGGCGGUCACGGAGGCGACGGGGCGGCAGGCGGCGUCGUUCGUGCUCGGCUGCGUGGCCACGCUCACCGUCAUGCUGCUCUUCCAGUACCAGGCGCCGCCGGACUACGGCCGCGCCGCCAGGUCGCCGGUGCAGUUCUCCACCUCCAGAGACCAGCUGCUGCUGCACUGCGGCGGCAAUGGAACGGCGCCGCCGCCGCCGGUGAUCGCACGUGGCGGCGAGGAGGCUAACAUCACCGGCAAGCCUCCGACGACUGCUACUGCUGUCGCCGAGGAGCAGCCGCCAACCAAGCCUCCUGCGACCUCUACUGCAUCUUCACCAACUCAUCAUAUUCCAGCAACCAGUACAGAUCUUGAAGAAGAGGGCGGCGAGUUCCGGGGGUUGGCGGCGGCGGUGGCGCGGGCGGCGACGGAUGACCGGACGGUGAUCAUCACGUGCGUGAACCACGCGUUCGCGGCGCCCGACUCGCUCCUGGACAUCUUCCUCCAGGGCUUCCGCGUCGGCGACGGCACGCCGGAGCUCCUCCGCCACGUCCUCGUCGUCGCCAUGGAUCCCACCGCGCUCACCCGGUGCCGCGCCGUCCACCCCCACUGCUACCUCUACACCAUGCCCGGCCUCGACGUCGACUUCACCUCCGAGAAGUUCUUCGCCUCCAAGGACUACCUCGAGCUCGUCUGGAGCAAGCUCAAGCUCCAGCGCCGAAUUCUCCAGCUCGGCUACAACUUCCUCUUCACGGACGUUGACAUUGUGUGGCUGAGGAAUCCGUUCAAGCACGUGGCGGUGUACGCGGACAUGGCGAUCUCGAGCGACGUGUUCUUCGGUGACCCGGACAACAUCGACAACUUCCCAAACACGGGCUUCUUCUACGUGAAGCCGAGCGCGAGGACGAUCGCCAUGACCAAGGAGUGGCACGAGGCGAGGAGCUCGCACCCGGGGCUCAACGAGCAGCCGGUGUUCAACCACAUCAAGAAGAAGCUGGUGAAGAAGCUGAAGCUCAAGGUUCAGUACCUGGACACGGCCUACAUCGGCGGAUUCUGCAGCUACGGCAAGGAUCUGAGCAAGAUCUGCACCAUGCACGCCAACUGCUGCAUCGGCCUCCAAUCCAAGAUCAGUGAUCUCAAGGGUGUUCUUGCUGACUGGAAGAACUACACCAGGUUGCCACCCUGGGCAAAGCCCAAUGCCAGGUGGACUGUGCCUGGUAAAUGCAUCCAUUGAUUUUGAUUGUCGAUCGGGCAGUAUCUGGUGUUGUAGGCUACGUACAGUCAGGAAGAUAGCUUUAUUUGCACAUGAAAGGGCGAAUUUUGUUUUUUUUGGUUUGUUGUAGAUUGAUGGGUCGAUUUCAAGUUAUAUUACUGUAUACCUGACGGCAGACAAGUAUACGCAUGAUGGGCAAACUAUAUGAUAUGAUAUGAUAUGAUAGUACUUUAGAUGUAAAGA